This is a messenger RNA of Doryrhamphus excisus (bluestripe pipefish), 997 nucleotides long. RefSeq names its product ependymin-like. Gene Ontology annotation, biological process: cell-matrix adhesion. NCBI's taxonomy places the organism in Eukaryota, Metazoa, Chordata, Actinopteri, Syngnathiformes, Syngnathidae. Gene Ontology annotation, molecular function: calcium ion binding. The record is from RefSeq and is a predicted model, not a curated record. Gene Ontology annotation, cellular component: extracellular region; lysosome.
UUAAGGAGGGGCUUGUUUAGUCCCCUGAAGUGAAGGUGUUUGCAACCUCUCAACAUGAACAUCAUCAGCGCUUUGUCCGUCCUCGGCCUGCUGCUUGCAGCUGCUAGUGCCCAGAAACCUAAACAAUGUGAAUCUCCUCCCUUGAUGACUGGAGGUGUCAGUAUGGUGGGCCCUAAUGGAGUCUUUAUGUCUUCGGGAACAAUCAGCUAUGAUGCUUUUGGGGAGAAGAUUCGCUUCAAAAACUACGCCGUUGCUGGAAAUGAAACCUUUUCUAUUGACCAGCUGAUGCUCUUCAACAAGAAAAUCUACUAUGAGAUUGACUGGAAAAAUUACACUUGCAAGAAGAAGCGUCUAAAUACAGAUUUCGUUCCCAUGCAAGUGCCCAAAAACGCUGAAAUGGUGGGUCAGGUUAUUUUGGGCUCCUCCUCCUCUUGGGGAAUGGGUGUGCUGGUCAACAACUGGCAGGGAACUCUUCCAAACAACGGUUUCUACAUGAGCGUCUUCACAGAGAUUGGCUGCAUCCCCAUGACCUUCGCUGGCUACACACCAUCAUCUGGAUGGACCCUGGUCAGCACCUUCAACUGGGUACUUGGCCUCACCAAUCCCAUGGACUUUUUCCCACCUGUCAUUUGUGCCAAGUCCGAGCUGGAGGAGUCUGAAACACCUGACACCAUGUUUACUGCCUUGGAGUCUCUGGCCAGAAAGACCAAGAACAUGGAGUAAACAUCAGGCUUGUUUUCAAUCAGCUCCUCAUUUAAAAGAGGGAGUGGGAAAACAACACACAAAAAUACAAGCCUUUCUUUCACAUCAGCAUGCUUUUAUGCCGGGAAAAAAACACUUUAUAUGCAGAGUGCUUCAUCACAAGAAUUGAUAUUUCAUUCAUGACAUGUCUUUAAUCAGAUGGGAUAAGCAGAAGCAUCUUUAAAGGGCCGCAAACAUGGAGCUUUUAAAUAAAAUGCAUGACCACUCCUCAGAAAAGUGGGAACCGACAUAGACA